Molecule: messenger RNA, 1250 nt
Organism: Osmerus eperlanus (European smelt)
Lineage: Eukaryota; Metazoa; Chordata; Actinopteri; Osmeriformes; Osmeridae
Exons: 5
Coding region: 120-785 (221 amino acids)
Biological process (GO): spermatogenesis; regulation of DNA-templated transcription
Cellular component (GO): nucleus
Molecular function (GO): protein dimerization activity; RNA polymerase II cis-regulatory region sequence-specific DNA binding; DNA-binding transcription factor activity, RNA polymerase II-specific
Source: RefSeq, a predicted model, not a curated record
AUGAGCAGCGAGGAAGCUCGUGCUAAAGCCCAGGUGUAAACAAUGAGCAAUUAAACGCUAUUUAUAAAAGACAUGGAGCAGCAAACGUCCUUCGGCAAAACUUAAAUCAAUCAGUCAAGAUGGAGCGCAUCGCCCCUGCGAGUCUUAAUAACGAUGGCGGCGGCGGAGGCGGUAGUGAUGGUGAAAUGAUGCCGGAGGAGCACCUUGGAGAUUCAGAGAAGACCUCCAGGGCACAGGGUGAGCUGGCAGCCUCUGCAAGCCCGCUCUGCUCUCCCAGCCUGGGACACACACCUGUCCAUAGGACCCAAUGGGAAGAGCACCAGAGUGAAGGUGAUUUUGAUGGUGGCUCUCAGGUGGAGAGCAGUGGUGACGAAGAGGAAGGUCUGAAUGAACUGCAAAGGAGAAUGAAGAGGGAGUUUCGCAUGGCCAUGAACACCAACAAAGGCUGUGCUAUAAUGGAGAGAAACAGAAGGAGGAGGAUCACAUUGAGCUGCAGUAAACUGCGCAACUUGCUUCCCAAAAUCCCCGGAAGCCGAGCUGACAUGGUGACGGUUCUAGAGAUGACCAUCGCCUACCUGGAAACCGUCCAGGAGUUGGUCUGCUCGGGAUGUCCGCCAGGGGUCAACCCACAGAUCCUGUGUCCGCCAGAGAAAGUGCAGCGUGGAUGGAUGAUGGAAUCGAUGCUGCGCCGUCCGCUGGGUAAAGCCCGCGCUGGUUACUCAGGUCAACAGGAAACUACAUCCACUACCAGGUGCAGGAGCAGUACCGCUAAAUCUGCUAGAUAACUUUGAGGGUAAGAAGCUAAAUGUGGUUUGCUUGAUGAAACUGACGUUUAUGUAGCAGGGCUUGUGUCUCCUUUGACUAGAGGACUGUGUAAAGGCCUUGAGGUUCAAAUCCACCUUGGGGUUACCUUGGUGCCCUGACAUGACCAGGCAGUUUAAAGGAAAAGCUGUCUUACUGCAGUUUGUGGAAAAAGGUCUUUGAGGCAAGUAAUUAUUGUUUCAGCACAUUCUGAAACCAGGUUAACGAGUCGUUUCCUCAUGCGGAGCAUGGCGUUUUGAAUGGCUGCCAAAACACAAAGUUCACUCAUCAGUUGACUCAAUUGAGAUUGCUUCCCACCGUAGCGGCUCAGUGCUAUAGCAUUUCUCAGAACUAAGACUUCUAAGAAGUGGAAAAGGCAAAAUACGUUUUAAAUGGCUUAAAUGUAAGAACAUUAAAACAUUUGUUAAACUUUAUUAAACCUUAAACAC